AUGCCAUCCCAAAACCCCACCCUCGACAUCCACCACCCCACCGACUUCCCCAUCCGGCAGUUCAUCCUACGCAGCCGCCUCGCCGCCAUCGAAAAGGCCACCACCGCCCACAAGCUCAUCCGCGAGAAACUACUGACCCUGAAAACAGAGUGUAAAGAUGGGCUGACCGAGAACUUCCUCGACGCGCUCGAAAGAGAGCUGAAUCGUGUUAAUCGCGUGCUGGGGGAUUUUUCUAUCGAGUUUGUCAAGGUGGGGGCAGAGAUUAAUGUGUUGGAGAGUGCAGAGGCGAGGAGAGUGUGCGUUCAGGGGAAGGAGGUGCGGAGGAGGUGCUUUUAG
Molecule: messenger RNA, 336 nt
Organism: Morchella sextelata
Lineage: Eukaryota; Fungi; Ascomycota; Pezizomycetes; Pezizales; Morchellaceae
Exons: 1
Coding region: 1-336 (111 amino acids)
Source: RefSeq, a predicted model, not a curated record